AUGUUCCUGUCAUUAUCUACUCUCACUGUAUUGGUUCCAAUUUUCUCUUUAAUUGGACUGUUUUACUCGGCAACAGUAGAUGAGAAUUUCCCACAAGGCUGUACAAGUACAAGCAGUCUGUGUUUCUAUAGCCUCCUGCUUCCAAUAACCAUACCAGUGUACGUGUUCUUCCAUCUCUGGAAGUGGAUGGGAAUCAAACUUUUCAGACACAACUGAUGUACUGUAUGGGCAAUAAUGCAAGAGCAUCUGUCAUUUGAAAAAUUUAAAUAAAAGUUUUCAGUCUGA
Messenger RNA from Acipenser ruthenus (sterlet), 285 nucleotides. Its product is annotated as phosphatidylinositol N-acetylglucosaminyltransferase subunit Y. The transcript has a single exon. The record is from RefSeq and is a predicted model, not a curated record. The coding region runs from base 1 to 216 and encodes 71 amino acids. NCBI's taxonomy places the organism in Eukaryota, Metazoa, Chordata, Actinopteri, Acipenseriformes, Acipenseridae.